AUGUAAUCUGCCAAUACUUAAACAUAUGCUUUAAAAAAUAUUUUUCGUGAUAUAAAGAUGAGAUCCAGAGGAACAUCUAUGGAGAAAUUUCAAGAAAACAAUAAUGCUUAAUUGUUGUUUACAAACUAGAGAUUACGCACACAAUUUGCAAUCAGUAAAUAAGCCAGCGAGGAAAAUAUUGCUAUAAUGAAUAGAAAAUAAAAUAAAAAGCCAACAUUAAAAAUAACUACUCGCAUUUACAAUAAUUAUUUACUUAAUGGUGGUAGACCAAACAAAAAGUAAUCCCUUCCCAUACUUCAGAUAUCACCAAAACCCUUGCCAUUAUUUUUAAUACCAAACAGUAAAUCCUCCUCACAAAAGGCUUGUACCACAAGAACAUGUUCUUAAGCUGAUAUUAAGAAAUUUUAAUUCAAAACACUAUUUAAUGAUAUAUGA
Messenger RNA from Paramecium octaurelia, 435 nucleotides. Lineage: Eukaryota; Ciliophora; Oligohymenophorea; Peniculida; Parameciidae. The record is from the annotation of a GenBank genome assembly.